CUCCUGGGGACACGGGCACACAUGGGGGUGAGGGGUGGACAGGGAUGCCCUGUUCUCGGACCCCGUCUUCUAUGCUCUCCUCAGACCCCUGCUUGUGCACAGCUGGCCCGGAGAGGCGGUUGAGGAAGAGGAAGUAGGGGCAGAGCUGGGUCACGCUGUGGUCACACCACGCUGUGGCAGCCGGUGCUGCCUUGGGCUGCCCAGGAACCCUGGCCAAGGGUCAUGGGGGCCACAGGAGCUGGCGGCCAGGCUGGGCACCCAGGCCACCGCGGGCCUGGCGCCAUGUGGUUCGGAGUCCAAGUCAUGUGCCCAGCCCUUCGAUUCUGGAGUUACAGCCUUGGCCACCAAGAGUAGCUGUGGACCCUGGAGACCUGAGGAUCCAGGUUUCUUCUCCACCAUGCAGGACCAGCAGGAAGAUGAUUUUGCAGAGCAGCUCAGUGAGAGCACGGAGGACCUCAGCCUGGAUUUAGGGGCCCUGCAGGGCAGCGAGUAUCUCCAGGACCUCGGCCUAGCAGCCCCUUCCCCCAGCCCGGCCGGUGGGGCCUCCGGCAGCAGCCCCUUGAAGACAGAAGCUGAGAGGGACUCGCCCUUCUCGAGCUCCGCAGGGGCCCAGACUCUGGUUCGGAGACGCAGCUGGGAGAGGUCACGGAGCUGCUCAGAGGACUGGCAGAGGCUCAGCUUUGACCCCCUGCCUGUGGAGGAGAGCCCCUGCCUCCCCCGGACACUGGCUAGUCUGGCUCUCAACCUGUCCGGGGAAGGGUUGAAGACUUGGACCCAAGGCUGUCUGUCUGGAGGCGGGACUGCAGCCGAGCACCCUGGCAAGGACUGUGCUAGCCUCGAGAAGAGAGCAAGGUCAAGGUCGGUGCCCCUGGCCUUCGAGGAGACCGCCUCCCUGGACCUCACGCUGAGCUCAGAAGCGGCACCUGCACGAGGCCUCAAACCCCAGGAGCUGGAGAGCCUAGAAAAGGACCAUGUGGAGCCCGAGCACGUGCUGAUGGUUCAGCAGGUGCUUCAGGAACUUCGCCAGUACCACGGGGCGCGGCAGAGGGCUCGCCUGGCCGCUAGCCCCGGAGUGCCCCACGCCAGCCUCACGUGGUUCGAGUUCCUGUCGGAGAGCGAGGACGGGGCGGUCAAGAGCGAGAAGAGCGUCAAGAGCACCAGGGUGAAGCGACGUCUGAGCUCCCUCCGCAGCCGGGUCACCAGGCAGAAGGAGAAGGGGAAGAGCGCAGUGCAGCUGAAGGCUCGGGACAGCAGGGAGAGGUGGGAGUGUGUCAGCGGGCACCGGCUGGUGCGGGGGACCUCCACGGGCCACUCCAGCUGCCCGCUGUGUAGCAGGCCGCUCCUGAGCCCCGCCUCGAUGAAGGAGCCCCUGCCUCGGGGCUCCCUCCUGUCUGAUGGCAGCCCGGCCCCGUCCAGGAAUGUCAGCAGCAUGAUGGUCUCUCAGAAAGGGGGUCCCCAGCCAACACCCAGCCCUGCCGGAACCGGAGCCGGGGUGCGACUCGGACCUGUCACAGGAGAGAUGGAUGAAGCCGAUUCUGCAUUUUCAAAAUCCAAGCAGGCGGCUGACGACUCCCUCUCCCUCACACCCUCCAACGCCGAGCCCAUCUUCGUAGAAGAUCCCUACACUGCCUCACUGAGGAGCGAGAUCGAAGCAGAUGCCCACGAGUUCGAGGCCGAGUCCUGGAGCCUGGCCGUGGACCUGGCAUACGCCCGGAAGCAGAAGCGAGAGGUGGUGAAGAGACAGGAUGUGCUCUAUGAGCUGAUGCAGACAGAGGCACACCAUGUGCGCACGCUGAAGAUCAUGCUGAAGGUCUACUCCAGGGCGAUGCAGGAGGAGCUGCAGUUCAGCAGCAAGGCCGUCAGCCGUCUCUUCCCAUGCGUGGACGACCUGCUGGACAUGCAUGGCCACUUCCUGGCCCGUCUCAAGGAGCGCCGCCAGGAGGGGCUGGAGGAGGGCAGCGAGCAGAACUACGUCAUCCAGAAGAUCGGGGACCUGCUGGUCCAGCAGUUUUCAGGUGAAAACGGGGAGAGGAUGAAAGAGAAAUACGGUGUGUUUUGUAGUGGCCAUAACGAGGCAGUCAGUCAUUACAAGUUACUGCUGCAGCAAAACAAGAAAUUUCACAACUUGAUCAAGAAAAUCGGCAACUUUUCCAUCGUGAGGCGGCUGGGCGUGCAGGAGUGCAUUCUCCUCAUCACUCAGCGCAUAACCAAGUACCCCGUGCUGGUGGAGCGCAUCAUCCAGAACACGGCAGCUGGCACUGAGGACUACGAAGAUCUGACCCAGGCCCUGAACCUCAUCCGAGACAUCAUCUCACAAGUGGAUGCCAAGGUCAGCGAGUGGGAGAAGGGCCAGCGCCUCAGGGAGAUCGCAGGCAAAAUGGACCUGAAGUCCUCCAGCAAACUCAAAAAUGGGCUCACUUUCCGCAAGGAGGACAUGCUCCAGCGGCAGCUCCACCUGGAGGGCACACUGUGCUGGAAGACCACAUCAGGGCGCUUGAAAGAUGUCCUCGCCGUCCUGUUGACUGAUGUGCUGCUGCUGCUGCAGGAAAAGGAUCAGAAAUACGUCUUCGCUUCCGUGCAGGACUCAAAGCCGCCCGUCAUCUCCCUGCAAAAGCUCAUUGUGCGUGAAGUGGCCAACGAGGAGAAGGCCAUGUUUCUGAUCAGCGCCUCCCUGCAAGGGCCCGAGAUGUACGAGAUCUACACGAGCUCUAAGGAGGACAGGAACGCCUGGAUGGCCCACAUCCGCCGCGCUGUGGAGAGCUGUCCCGAUGAGGAAGAGGGGCCCUUCAGCCAGACCGAGGAGGAGAGGAAGAUGGUCGAAGCCCGAGCCAUGAAACUCAAGGACUUCCAUGUGCGCCUGAGCCUGAAGGACCAGCUGAUCGCGCAGAGCCUCCUGGAGAAGCAGCAGAUCUACCUGGAGAUGGCCCAGAUGAGUGGGCUGGACGACCCUGGGCCAGCGCGAGGCCUGUUCCGAGGAGGCGACCCCUUGGAAAUCCUGCAGGGGGAGCAGAUCCUCAGGGCCGCCAUGAACGAGAUUGAGGGCAUCCACAGCCUGAUCUGCAGGCGGCUGGGCAGCACCAACUGCCAGGAGGAAGAAGGAGGUAGCUCCAUGGGCCUGCCUCGGAGGGCUGAGACCUUCGGGGGCUACGACAGCACGGGCAGCCCCGGCAGGAACGGCAGCUUUAAGAAGGUCUACAGCAACGACCCCAGGCCCCGGGACUGGCAGGGCCCUGCCAGCAGCAGCCUCGACUCGAAGCUCAGGGACGGCGACAUCCCGGGUGGCGGCGAGGAAUCCCCACAGGCGGUGGAGGCGCCAGGGACAGAUGCUGGCCCUCGACUGCCCACCAUCUUGGAGUCGGAGCUUCUCCAGCGGAUUCAGACCCUGGCUCAGCUGCUGCUCAGCCUCCAGGCGGCCAUCGCCCAGCAGGACAGCCUUGUGGAAAUGCAGCGGGCUGCCAUCCAGGAGCGCGAGAAGCAGUUCCGGUUGCAGUCGACACGCGGGAACCUGCUGCUGGAGCAGGAGCGGCAACGCAACUUCGAGAAGCAGCGCGAGGAGCGGGCGGGUGUGGAGAAGCUGCAGAGCCAGCUGCGGCAGGAGCAGCAGCGCUGGGAGCGCGAGUGUGCGCGGCAGCGACUGGAGCUGGAGCUCGCGGGCGCGCGGCUGCAGGAGCGCGAGGGCGAGGCACGGCAGCUGCGCGAGCGGCUGGAGCAGGAGCGCGCGGAGCUGGAGUGCCAGCGCCAGGCCUACCAGCACGACCUGGAGCGGCUGCGCGAGGCCCAGCGUGCCGUGGAGCGCGAGCGUGAGCGCCUGGAGCUGCUGCGCAGGCUCAAGAAGCAGAACACGGUCUCCGGGGCACUGCCGCCCGAGUCGCUGGCGGAGGCCCAGCCUCCGAGUCACCCUCCCAGCUUUAACGGGGAAGGGGUCGAGGGGCCCUUGGCAAUGGCCAAAGCCCAGGGCACCCGGAUGUCUGGUGCGGGGCUGGAGUUCGUGGAGCAGCCCGAGGUGGUCCGAUGGGACAGCGCCCCUGCCGAGAGCCGGCCUGCCAAGAGCGAAGUGCCCAUCCAGCUGCUCAGCGCCACCAACCAGAUCCAGAGGCAGGCGGCUGUGCAGCAGCAGAUCCCCACCAAGCUGGCCGCCUCCACCAAGGGCGGCAAGGACAAGGGCGGCAAGAGUCGGGCCUCCCAGCGCUGGGAGAGCUCAGGAUCCUUCGACCUGAAGCAGCAGCUGCUGCUUAACAAGUUCAUGGGCAAGGACGACUCCGCCUCCAAGAACCGCCGGUCGGCAAGCCCCGUCCUGCCCGGCAGCCACAGCUCGGCGCCCGCCCCAGACCCCUGCUUCCUAGCGCCCAGCCCGGCGCCGGCGGAUGGACCCCCCGAGGCCUUCUCCUUCAAGCCCGGGGCCGCCGCCUCCCCGCGUGUGCCCCCGUCGCCCUCACCACUGCCUGCCACGCCGCUCGGCCCCAGGGAGGAAGCCGGCAAGGAAGACGUCAUCUUCUUCUGAGGGGUGGUGGCUCCAGGUGCAGGCCCCUCCUGGGCUGCCCACCCCUGUGUCUCUGGGCACCCGCUAGGGCUGACCUCGCCAGCCCAGCAGGCCCUUCCCCUGCCCAAGCACACACCCGGCAGCCACCUGGUUGGGCCAGGCUGUUGGUGCCUUGGGUCCUGUGGCUCUUUCUGUAGGAUUAGCGGUGCCACCUGGGCAAUUCCCUCCACCUUCUUCUGUAUAAGGAAGUUUUCAUGGAAGGUUAACCCCAGCUAAAUCAAGGAGCUAUUUUAAACAAUAGGGUAGGGGAGAGAUGGCUCCCAGCUGCUUUUCCCAGGCAGCAAGGAGCAUGGGGUCCCCAUGGGGCUGGGGGACAGGCAAGACCUCAGUCAGGGGACCUGCUGGCCCCAGCUGGGCUGCGCGGCCCCUGGGAGACCCCCACUGGUCAUGGAGAAGCUGGCCAGAGGGGCUAACUGGGGCCCUGGGUUAGAGGCCACUGGGCGGGGACAGGGUGGCCCUCGGUGCCCAGGCAGGCACUGUGGCCGUCGCCCAGCGGAGGGCUGAAUGCUGUGUGGCCCAUCUAGGUCGGAAGCCCCGGGGCCUCGGGCUUUAGCCAGAGUAGCCUGCACCCCAGGCAGGGGUCUUCAGUCCUCCGGGAUGCUAGGAGGAGGCCCCUGGGACACGAGGAGGAAGCACCUGGAGUCCCUGCCAGCCAGAGGACAGGUGGCCAUCGUGAGCUGUAGCUCAGAGGUGUUGGGCAGGGCAGGGCGGUCAGAUCCGCAUUCAGGUCCGCAUGCUGGCUGCCCGGGGUGGGGUGGGGGGCACAUUUCAGCCUCACCCCCACCCAGGCUCCCUGGGUCCUCCUGAGGCCAGGGCAGCAGGACCAGACCCUGGGCUGGCCAUUCUUGCUCCCAGAGGGGUGGCACUGGGCCCCAGCCAGGGGCAAGUCAUUCUCCCAAACCCAGCAGGGGCUUGGCAACAGGCAGGCAGCCCCUGUAGGUGGAGUCUGCACGCCACAGGCCCAGGAGGGGACCAGAGGGCAGGGCGCUAACACCGGGCGAGGCAGCCCAGUGAGCGGCAUGGCGUCCCCGCCCGUCAUUGCCCCUGGGCUCCUGGUCCCUCUGAGAACCUCGACGUCUCCACCCUGGUCCUUUCCACCAGCAGCACACUCUGCCCUGUCCUGAGCAUCCCCAGCAGCCAGCAGGUCUCGUGUGUGCCAUGUCCUAAUCAGUGUUCAGUCUGUUUUUGUACUGAGAUGUCCCGAGCACUUUAGAAAAGCUGGCUUUGAGCUCUGCUGUUGUGAAGAGGAAGUUCUCGGAGGCCCCCAGCCUCAGUGCCCUGCUCCACGUGGCAGGAAUCAGAGCUUAAGGGCAGUGGGGGCUCCCCGGUCACUCCCAGGAGAGCCUGACUGUGUCUGCAGAGUUUGGCGGUGGCGGUGGUGGGGCUCUGUGCCUGAGGGCUCUGUGGGUGUCCCCAUUGUCUGCUGGGUCCAUGAUCUUAGCGCCUGGCAGUUAUUUCUCCAGUGAUUCCAUUUCCUCACCGCGGGAUAUUUCGGGAACACCCAGAACUUCAGACCGGGUCCUAGCAAUAAAAGUGUCUAAGAUGA
Heterocephalus glaber (naked mole-rat) is the source of this 6086-nucleotide messenger RNA. NCBI's taxonomy places the organism in Eukaryota, Metazoa, Chordata, Mammalia, Rodentia, Bathyergidae. The record is from RefSeq and is a predicted model, not a curated record.